Lonchura striata (white-rumped munia) is the source of this 1879-nucleotide messenger RNA. RefSeq names its product sterile alpha motif domain containing 10 (gene SAMD10). Gene Ontology annotation, biological process: cell surface receptor protein tyrosine kinase signaling pathway. Gene Ontology annotation, molecular function: protein binding. The record is from RefSeq and is a predicted model, not a curated record. NCBI's taxonomy places the organism in Eukaryota, Metazoa, Chordata, Aves, Passeriformes, Estrildidae. Gene Ontology annotation, cellular component: cytoplasmic side of plasma membrane.
UCCCUCCUCCCGCCGACAUGCAGCAGGGCCGGCCAUCCCUCUGCUGCGUCUCCACCAUCCGCAGCUCGCAGGGACCAUCCGAGCCAGCCGCCGCUGCCGCCUCUGCUCACUUCAGCUUCUGCCGCAGCCUCCUGGAGCACACGGUGUCGGCCGAAAACCUCAGCUACCGCCUGCAGCGCAACCCGGGCAGCAGCCUCACCUGGCACGACGGCCGCAGCCAGCGCCCCGACGGCGGCCGCACCGUCAAACUCCUGCGGCAGCCGGGCACCGAGGGCUCCCAGGUCCGUGGCUGUGACCACUAUGGCAUCUACCACACCAGCCCCACGCUGGGCAGCCUGGUCAAGCCAGUGGUGCUGUGGACCCAGCAGGAUGUGUGCAAAUGGCUGAAGAAGCACUGCCCACACAACUAUCUCAUCUACGUCGAGGCGUUCUCCCACCACGCCAUCACAGGCCGGGCGCUGCUGCGGCUGAACGGGGAGAAGCUGCAGCGCAUGGGGAUCGCGCUGGAGACGCAGCGGCAGGAGGUGCUGCAGCAGGUGCUGCAGCUGCAGGUGCGCGAGGAGGUCCGGAACCUGCAGCUGCUCAGCCAAGAUUGCACCAACACUGUGAACCGAGCUCCGCUGGGACGGGCUGUGCAUCUCCGAUACGAGACCUGAGCCACACACUUGGAAUAAGAAGAGACAGCUUCCCAGACACUCCAGGGCUCCUCUCCUGCUUCUUCCUUCUCUUUCUUUUAAAGGAAUACAUUCCUGUGCAGGGAUGGAAGGUUUCGUCCAGCAGACACGGCUCUUGGCUGGAGGAAAAUCAGCAAACCAGCUGCUGGGACAGAUGAUGAACUUCCAUCCACCCGAGCCUCAAAGUUCACAGGGAAAGAGAUGGAAAAAAGGAGAUGGCAAAAGGCAGGGCUCAGCACUGUGAAGAAAGGGAACACAAUGAUUCCAGGGACAGCUCAGAGCCAUGUGCAGGACACUGAAGCAUUUUGCACUUGGGCAACAUCCCAGCACCUAGCAACUCGUGUCCAUGCCUCGGAGCUUAUUUAGGGAGCUUUGGUUUCCUCAUCAGACUGGGCUGCCUUCCAGCAUCCGGGGAGGUGACAUUAUCAGUAGCAAAUAAGAUGAUACAACCAGCCAAAAAAUUCAAAGUGGGGCCAAGACCCCAGCACCCAGCUGCACGUGUGAGUUAAAAAGGGAGCUGAGUCAUCAGAGCUGGAAAAUCUGCAAGUAAAAGCAGGUUGGAUGCACUGAGAGGGUUCCAUGGCCUGGAGGAACCUGUGCCAAGAGCUCAUCCUUCAUCCACAGGCAGACAGGGGAGCCUGUGCAGGGGCUGGGGGGAGCAGGCAGGGGUGCUGCCGGGUGGUUGUGGGUGCUGCCCAGGGUGGGGCUGGGGGAACACUGGGUGCCAGGUCCUCCUGGGCCCCCAUGCCUGGUUCUGUCUGCUCCAUGCUCCCACCAGCUCUGCAGAGCUCUGCUCACCCAGGCAUUGGCAGGUUCCUGUCCUGACCACCUGCCCAAGAGCUGGAAAUGGUGCCACCAAAGCCAGGCACCAUCCUGAUGACCUUCAUCAUCAUUACAGUGAAAGUGUUUGCUGUUAGGCCCCCAUCUCCCAAAUUCUCCCAUACAGAGCUACAGCCUGCCCUUGUGGGCAGAUAAGGAAAAUCCAUAUGUUAAUCAGGAUUUUUGGCCAGGAUGGAUGCUGUCACUUCCCCACAUUCCACCUCAAGUGAUGGGGGUAGGGCUAUGGGUCAUGGGGGUCCAAAAACAGCAGCACCCCAAAACCCUGGGGCAUUGGGAUGUGGAGGCAGGUCACAGUGCCCCCUGGCCAGGCAUCCUCCUGCCUGCUUCUCUGCUGGUAAUAAAUUAGAGACUGUUAUUUUAACCCA